Messenger RNA from Heteronotia binoei (common prickly gecko), 2309 nucleotides. RefSeq names its product alkB homolog 2, alpha-ketoglutarate dependent dioxygenase (gene ALKBH2). The transcript has 4 exons. The record is from RefSeq and is a predicted model, not a curated record. Gene Ontology annotation, biological process: DNA repair. The coding region runs from base 229 to 1011 and encodes 260 amino acids. Lineage: Eukaryota; Metazoa; Chordata; Lepidosauria; Squamata; Gekkonidae.
GUGCCUGACGCAUGCGCAUUGCGUGACUCGUCUUGGCCGUUCAGCAGGGCGGUUUGCUGCCCGGGCCGAGCGGGGGCGUUCAGACGCGCGACUCCCCCUGACUCGCGUGUUCGGGGCAGUAACGUGUGAACGAAGGCAAGAGGCAGUGCAGGGACGGGGGCCUCCUUCCGAGUAAGUGACCGGGCGGCAGGAGGUCCCGACUCCUCCUCGGUGUCUUGCGACUGGCAAAUGGAUAAAUUCCUAGUCCGAGGAGCUCUUAAACUCACACCAGAGAAGAGAAAGCAUCAGCCAGAGGAAGAGGAUACAGACUGUACCAAGGAAAAGAACGGAGUGGAGGAGAAAAGACCCAGGCUCCCUGUAGCCCCCCUGGCUGAGCCCCACCAGAUGCAGACCAGCCCUUGGAGGGAAAUUCGGGCUGAGGGGUUGAACUGCAGCUACACAGUCCUGUUUGGCAAAGCCAAGGCUGAUGGGCUCUUCCAGGAAUUGGAAAAGGAAGUAGAAUACUUUGAAGGAGAUUUGACCAAACUGCAGGUCUUCGGCAAGUGGCACAACAUUCCAAGGAAACAGGUGACCUACGGCGACUCUGGGUUGACCUACACUUACUCGGGUGUCACCUUCUCCCCCAAACCAUGGAUUCCAGUUCUGGAGCAUAUCAGGGACCAGGUCCAGCAGGCCACAAGCCACACCUUCAACUUUGUUCUUAUUAACAGAUACAAAGAUGGACACGAUCACAUCGGGGAGCACAGGGACGACGAGAGGGAGCUGGUCCCUCGCAGCCCUAUCGCUUCCGUCUCCUUUGGGGCCUGCAGGGACUUUGUCUUCCGGCACGGGGCUUCCCGAGGCAGAAGAACCUCACGCCGCAUCGAGGCCAUCAAGGUGCAGCUGGAACACGGCAGUUUGCUGAUGAUGAACUUCCCCACCAACCGCUACUGGUACCACAGUUUGCCCAGCCGCAAGAAGGUCUUGGCUCCGAGAAUCAACCUCACCUUUCGGAAAGUGAUGACCAUCUAGCACCGGAGGGGCGGGAUGCACGCCUGUUGUUUCCACCUGCCCAUCCCUCUUGAAAUGGAUCCUCUUUUAAAGUCAUCGACAGCCGCCUUCUUAAUCACUUCCGUAGGAGGGCAGCACAAAAUGUGGAUGGGCCAUGCCUGAAAGUAUCCCUGCUUCGGUGUUUUUGAACCAGGAAGUUAAGGGAACCCGUGAGCUCAGCUGAACAUUUGAGCAUCACUAUGGUAGACCUGUAGCAAAGACCAGUGUUUUGGUACUGGUUUUGUUCACGUUUGAGGUGACCGCUUGGUCUGUACAGGUUGGCUGAUGUGCCUUCAGUGGUCUCGUUUUGAUGGUGCAGCUGCAGAAAAGGGAGAGGGGGCUGUACCUUGUUCUGGUUAUGCCUCCCUUCUGAACUGGGAACAGAACGUGCUAGGACUGUGUUCCACAGCAGUUCUAAAGUAGUCUCUACCCAGAAGAAUUGACACAGUCAUCUAGGCCUGAUCCAGCAGUUUGACAUUACAGCUGGAAGCCCUUAUUCCACUCACUGGCAUCCAGAUUGGUCACUGCUCCUUGCUUUCAGGAGAAUCCUAUUUCUCCCUCUUAUCCUGGAGCCAGUAUUAGGCAACUUUCUACCACAGUAGAGACAGUUCGGUGUGGUGGUUGAGUGUGCAGACACUUACCUGGGAGAACUGGGUUUGAUUCCCCACUCCUGCACUUGCAGCUGCUGGAAUGGCCUUGGGUCAGCCAUAGCUACUGGAGGAGUUGUCCUUCAAAGGGCAGCUGCUGUCAGAGCUCUCUCAGCCCCACCCACCUCACAGGGUGUUAGUUGUUGGGAGGAAGGAGAAGGUAAAGGAGAUUGUGAGCAGCUCUGAGACUAAGAGUAUAGGGUGGGAUAUAAAUCCAAUAUCAUCACAAUCUUAGCCAUGUACAAUCAGUGCACAGAGGAAAUCAGUGCACAGUACAAUCAGUGCACAGAGGAAAUCUAAGGCUGAAGACAGCCUUUCCCCCCCCCCUCACUUUCAAGAGACCUGAAUGUGGGUUUAGGAGCUACAGAAUGUUUUUAAAACACUUGUCAAGGUAACAGGGUUUGCAGAGCCUGAGAACUAUAUAAAAGCCUUCCAGGCCUGUUUGCCAGAGUCCCAGGAGUUGGAAGGAUUAUAUACUCAGCAGCGAGUCAAGCUUUCUGAAAAACCCUGGUUCCAGGCUACAAAUGUGAUUUUUGUUUUUGAGCUACUCAGUUGGGAUGUUGCUGUCUCAAAUACAGACCGCAAUUCAAAAACACUUUAUCAAUAAAAAUCAGUCUGCCAGAAACACAUCCA